GUGUCACGUAGUAGCCGCAAGUUACAAGCUGAAAAAGUAUAUUUAAAAGUACUAUUGAAAGCUGUUACAAGGGAAACAAGUUUUAAUUUGCCUUCAGAAAUACAGAAUUCUAGAAUUCAAUGGAGGAGCACUACAUUCGCGUCAACUACGAUUUUCAGCAGGAGGAGCUGCAGGGGCAGCUGCUGACCUUCGAGGAGAUUCUCAGCCUGAGCAAUGCCUCGCCGAAGAUUCUGAAGCAGACCAUCAAGAUUUUGGCCAGGCAGCGUUUCAAGGUCAAUCCAAAGAAAAUGGAAAACGAGCUACAGUACAUGGCGAUCGACCAGGACAAUGGGAUGCAAGAGGGCGCUGAGAGUGUGGGGGGCAUGUCCUUCGAGGAGCUGGUCGUUCGCACAGGAGUGCAUCCUUUGCACCUGGAACGCAGCCUGUACAAAAUCGCCCUGCUGAGCGACAACUACUAAUAGUUGGUUUAAUAGAUUAAAUGCCAAGCAUUAA
Messenger RNA from Drosophila teissieri, 492 nucleotides. RefSeq lists its product as uncharacterized. The record is from RefSeq and is a predicted model, not a curated record. Bases 120 to 458 code for a protein of 112 amino acids. The transcript is spliced from 2 exons. Lineage: Eukaryota; Metazoa; Arthropoda; Insecta; Diptera; Drosophilidae.